Messenger RNA from Hypanus sabinus (Atlantic stingray), 1029 nucleotides. RefSeq lists its product as uncharacterized. The transcript is spliced from 2 exons. Gene Ontology annotation, molecular function: nucleic acid binding. Bases 178 to 1029 code for a protein of 283 amino acids. Lineage: Eukaryota; Metazoa; Chordata; Chondrichthyes; Myliobatiformes; Dasyatidae. The record is from RefSeq and is a predicted model, not a curated record.
CUUCCCACCACUCUCAAGGCCCUCAGACGGUGCCUGGGUUUUUUUUCCUAUUACGCCCAAUGGGUCCCCCAUUACGCAGACAAGGCACGCCCCCUGGUCAAGUCUACCUCGUUUCCCCUCUCUGCUGAGGCCCGCGCGGCCUUCAGCUGCAUUAAAGAGGACAUUGCUAAAGCUACGAUGCAUGCCGUGGACGAGACCGCUCCCUUCCAAGUGGAGUGUGAUGCCUCCGAUUUCGCUCUGGCUGCUACCCUCAAUCAGGAAGGCAGACCAGUAGCAUUCUUUUCUCGCACCCUCCAAGGCUCCGAAAUUCGGCACUCCGCGGUGGAGAAAGAAGCCCAGGCCAUAGUGGAGGCUGUUAGGCACUGGAGGCACUAUCUUGCUGGCAAAAGGUUCACCUUGCUGACCGACCAGCGCUCGGUUGCGUUCCUGUUCAGCAACCAACAGCGGGGCAAAAUCAAAAAUGAUAAGAUUUUGCGGUGGAGAAUAGAACUCUCCACCUACACCUAUGAUAUCCUGUACCGGCCUGGCAGACUCAAUGAGCCCCCUGAUGCCCUAUCCCGGGGAACAUGUGCUAGCACACAGCUCGGCCAGCUGUACACCCUUCAUGCACAACUUUGCCAUCCAGGGGUCACCCGAUUUUACCAUUUUGUGAAAGCUCGGAACCUGCCAUACUCCCUGGAGGACAUCAGGACGAUGACCAGGGACUGCCAAAUUUGCACCGAGUGCAAACCGCACUUCUACCGUCCUGACACAGCGCAACUUAUCAAGGCCACCCGCCCUUUUGAACGACUGAGUGUUGACUUUAAGGGCCCCCUUCCCUCCACUGACCGCAAUGUCUAUUUUCUCAGUGUUAUCGACGAGUACUCACGGUUCCCCUUUGCCAUUCCCUGCCCCAACACCAAUGCCAAUAGCAAGUUUGUGAAUCUGGUGGGAGCAAAUGACUUUGGGAAUGGCAAGGGUGCAGUGCCACAGGAGGGGCAGCGGAGGAGUGCCAGGGGCAGGGGGUGGCGCAGCUCCAGACACAUCUAG